AUGAUUGAAGCGAAAGAGACGGUCGCCAUUGUUGGUGCCCUUGGAACCCAAGGAGCUUCCGUGAUCAGGACGCUCAAGUCAUCGCCAAUGACUUCACAGUGGAAAAUGCGUGCAUUGACCUCCUCACCGCAAUCAGACUCAGCACGAGCUCUUAGCGAACAGGCCAACAUCUCUAUUGUCUACUGCGACGUCAAUGAACCGGAGACCAUCCGCGAAGCAUUCCAAGGAUGUACGCACAUAUUCGCAAACACCGCGUUUCAUGGAGGGACUUUGUUUGCCAAAGGCCAGCAGGCUGCCGAGGAGCUUGAGCAUGGCCAUAGUAUGAACCUCUUGCGCGCGGCAGCCGAGAGAAAAUCUUUAAAGCAUCUCAUCCGGAGUACUUUGACGGAUAGCUACGCGAGUAGCCAAGGUAAAUGGAAAGUACCACAUUUCGUGAGCAAGCAAGGCGCCAAUGCAUACAUUCUUCAAGUGGAUACGCUGACUACGACGCAGAGGGGCAACUACAAGAGCCAGGCUGGGGAGCCUGAAGUCGACAAAAGCACACUGAUGGCCAUUGGUGUGUACGGAAGCAAUUUCCGGAACCAUUCAUACAGGCUCGUCAAGAAAUAUGCCAAAGACGAAUAUGUGGUACAGCUCCUAUGCCUACCAGAUGUGCCUUUUUCAAUUGCUGGCGACGAGAACGAGAACGUUGGGAUUCUGGUACGUGCCAUCUUCGAACAACCGGAAAAGUCAAUCGGCACGUGGAUUGCUUGUGAGUCAGAGCACAUCUCCUGCCGACAAUGGGUUGCGUGCCUGGACGCGGCGGCCAAGUCGCAAGGAGUUCAAACAUCGAUCACAUUCGAGGAGUGUACCACAUGCAAUCUCUCGAAGAGAGAUGGAGCAUCCUAG
Messenger RNA from Exophiala xenobiotica, 888 nucleotides. RefSeq lists its product as uncharacterized. The record is from RefSeq and is a predicted model, not a curated record. NCBI's taxonomy places the organism in Eukaryota, Fungi, Ascomycota, Eurotiomycetes, Chaetothyriales, Herpotrichiellaceae. The coding region runs from base 1 to 888 and encodes 295 amino acids. The transcript has 2 exons.